This is a messenger RNA of Quercus robur (English oak), 573 nucleotides long. RefSeq lists its product as uncharacterized. The coding region runs from base 1 to 573 and encodes 190 amino acids. The transcript has a single exon. The record is from RefSeq and is a predicted model, not a curated record. NCBI's taxonomy places the organism in Eukaryota, Viridiplantae, Streptophyta, Magnoliopsida, Fagales, Fagaceae.
AUGCAUGUUGACAAAAUUUUGGCGCAGAUUAAGGAUAAGCAAUACCUCAAAUGGCCAAGGCCAUUACAUUCGUCGCCUAAUGUACGGGACAAGAAAAAGUAUUGCCAUUUCCACAAGGAUCACGACCACUACGUAGAGGAUUGCAGGGACCUAAAGGAGCAGAUAGAGGAACUUAUACGAAAAGGGAAACUACAAAGGUUUAUGAAGAAGGGGGAACCUAGUAGGUCCAAAGACGAUAACAAAAACCAGUGCGAAGCCUCACCUAGGGAUGAGGACCACACAUUCCAGCAUCCACCAAGCGUAAUCGGGGAGAUAAAAACGAUCACAGGUGGGCCGUUCAAAUCCCUCAAGAAAGCAUGUCAGAGGCAGGUGAACAGCGUCCACAAAAUACCUCCCUUGAAGCAAAGACGGACGGAUAAGGACAUGUUUUUCUUGAAAGAAGAUGCUAGGGGAGUGAAGCAGCCUCAUGAAGACCCCUUGGUCAUAAUGCUUACCAUAGAAGGAUUCAAUACCAGAAGAAUCCUCAUAGAUAAUGGUAGCUCCAUGGACAUGAUCAACCUCUCCGCUUUUUAG